AAUGAUUAAUUAAUUUAACAUUAUUUUUAAUAUUGUUAAUACUUUUCCGAAAGAAGAUGGUGCAAGUGCAAUUUAUGAAAGCAUAAGUCAUCCCUUUCUCUGCUCUUGGGCUCUUACUCCGGUCUUCUUCUUUUCCUAGUAUCGCACUGCAUUGAGGCAUAUUAGCAGGAAAGGGAAGGGUGGUAUUCAUUUGGGUCUGAAUCUGGAUAUGUGAACCGAUGGAAAACUGGUGAAUGAGUGUUUAAGUUGUGCUUCUGAAUGAAGGGUUAUUGAAAGCAGCAACCAAACAACAAAAAAAAAAAAAGGCCCAUUAUUUUCCUGCAUUCGGACGCACUUCUGGGGUUGAAAGAAAUGAGAACUGGUAGAUGAAGCAGCAUUAGGAAGAAUAAAGCAGUUACCGUUAGCUACGGUAGAAGCACAACAUGGACAACAGAAAAGUUGUAGUCUGCGAUAAUGGCACCGGGUAUGUGAAAUGUGGGUUUGCUGGAGAAAACUUCCCCACGUCAGUGUUUCCUUGUGUGGUUGGAAGGCCUAUGCUGCGGUAUGAAGAAUCACUCAUGGAACAGGAACUCAAGGAUAUUGUUGUUGGAGAAGGUUGUGCAGAACUGCGACAUCAACUAGAUAUAUCUUAUCCUGUUAACAAUGGUAUUGUGCAAAACUGGGAUGACAUGGGUCAUGUGUGGGACCAUGCAUUUUUCAAUGAACUAAAAAUUGAUCCAACAGAAUGUAAGAUUUUACUCACGGACCCACCUCUCAAUCCUUCAAAGAACCGAGAAAAAAUGGUUGAGACAAUGUUUGAGAAAUACAAUUUUGCGGGUGUGUUCAUACAAAUCCAAGCUGUUUUGACAUUGUAUGCUCAAGGUUUGUUGACUGGAUUAGUUAUCGACUCUGGUGAUGGUGUAACUCAUGUGGUUCCAGUUGUUGAUGGCUACUCAUUCCCUCAUCUUACAAAGCGAAUGAAUGUAGCUGGUCGGCAUAUAACCUCAUAUCUUGUUGAUUUGCUUUCUCGGAGAGGGUAUGCAAUGAAUAGGACAGCUGAUUUUGAGACUGUAAGGGAAAUCAAGGAGAAGCUCUGCUAUAUUAGUUAUGAUUACAAGAGGGAGUAUCAAUUGGGACUUGAGACCACUAUCCUUGUGAAGAAUUACACUCUGCCAGAUGGAAGGGUCAUUAAAGUUGGCACUGAACGAUUCCAGGCUCCUGAGGCUCUUUUUACUCCAGAACUCAUAGAUGUUGAAGGUGAUGGAAUGGCUGAUAUGGUGUUUCGUUGCAUUCAAGAAAUGGAUAUUGACAAUCGGAUGAUGCUUUACCAGCAUAUAGUUUUAAGUGGAGGGAGCACAAUGUAUCCUGGACUACCUAGUCGAUUGGAGAAAGAGAUACUGGAUCGCUAUCUUGACGUUGUUUUGAAGGGCAACAAAGAUGGUUUGAAGAAAUUGAGACUGCGCAUCGAAGAUCCACCUCGUAGAAAGCACAUGGUUUAUCUAGGUGGUGCAGUACUUGCUGGAAUUAUGAAGGAUGCACCUGAGUUCUGGAUUAGCAGGGAAGAUUAUCUAGAAGAAGGAGUUGCUUGUCUAAGCAAGUGUGGCCAGGCAUAAAUUCUACAUAGGUUGUCUUCCACUUGGUUGUUUCAACUGUAACUUUCAAGCACAAGCGUGAGGGGCAAAGUUACGGAGAUAUCUACCAUCGUUUUAGUUUAUGAGGACACUGGUGGAUGUUUAUGAUGCUAGUUGAAAAAUGCGACAAAAGUGGAAAUUAUACUAUAUAUUCCUUAUUGAAAUUAUGUUAUUAGGGCAUAGUGAGGUUUCCAACUUUCAGUUUGAUUUUAUGAGUGGUGUUUAUAUUGACACAUUUAUAGACAUAUGAAUAGAUAUACAUAAAAUGUCAUUCAUAUUGAAAUACGUAUAUAUAUGAAAGCUGUUUUCUUGUCA
Molecule: messenger RNA, 1925 nt
Organism: Ziziphus jujuba (common jujube)
Lineage: Eukaryota; Viridiplantae; Streptophyta; Magnoliopsida; Rosales; Rhamnaceae
Product: actin-related protein 2
Exons: 17
Coding region: 423-1592 (389 amino acids)
Biological process (GO): Arp2/3 complex-mediated actin nucleation
Cellular component (GO): Arp2/3 protein complex; actin cortical patch
Molecular function (GO): actin filament binding
Source: RefSeq, a predicted model, not a curated record